Molecule: messenger RNA, 2250 nt
Organism: Sporothrix brasiliensis 5110
Lineage: Eukaryota; Fungi; Ascomycota; Sordariomycetes; Ophiostomatales; Ophiostomataceae
Exons: 3
Coding region: 1-2250 (749 amino acids)
Source: RefSeq, a predicted model, not a curated record
AUGCCCGGACCCAGUCCCUCCCCGGCCGGAGCAUCGCCGGCCGGUGCGGCUUACUCUUCCACGCCCAAGCAGUCGCCGGCUCUUGCAACAACGCAUGUGCCUCCGCCAACGACACAAGUUGGCCUUGUUCGUAGCACAAGCGCCAGUGUCGCGCCGACGACUCUGACGGCCGGGGGGUCACCAUCUAUCAUGCCGUCCUUGCGGCCGGCAACAAGUUCUGUACCCCUUUCGACGCCGACGCCACCAGCUUCGGGUCUAGCUCCAGUUCUAGUCCCAGCAUCAGGCACAGCGGCCAAACCGGCACCGGCUCCGGCUCCACCUGCCCAUGUGCGGGCACUGUCCUCUGUAUCGUCACCAAGUCCCUCACAAGCAACGCCACUGCAGCCUCCACAACAGCGUUCUAGUUUAGACGUCGAUACCGUUGAAAAUCGACGGCAGGAUCUGACACAACAGAGCCAACAAAGCCAGCGCGCACAAAGCAUGCCUCGGCAAGUGCAGGUACCAACCUCGCAGCCUCCCCAGCAACGUCAGCAGCCUCCCCAGCAGCAAUAUGCUUGGAAGACUUCACAACUGUCACCAUCGCCGCAGCCAUCGUACCCGGCGAACCAGCCUGUACCGCACAGUCACCAACCACAACGGCCGCUGCAUGCUCCAGUUCGGCCACCAGACCCAGUCAUAAGUCGCCGUGCGCCCAUUGUCAACCGACCCCCGCAAGGGCCCCCUCCACCGGCUCCUCCACGUGUCGAGCCGAUUUACUCGGAUCCCCGCGGCGGUAUCCCGCAUCCGUCACCGGGGCGCGACUACGCGCGGGAGAACCCCAAGAUCCAGGAGGACUAUAUGCGCCUGACCUUUGCGAUCGAGCAAAGUGUGUCAGCUGCUGUCCGGUGUGCAAUACGCCAGAACUGGCAGAAGUGUCUUAUGGGUACCAGCUUCCACCAAGGCUUUAUGCUCAACGCGCUUCUUGAUAGUGCUCCGCCAGAUGUUGCAAAGGGCUCCAUUAAGGAUUUUGGAAGACGAGUAGUGAAGAUUGCGCGAGCCGAGCUUGUGUCACAUCUGGACACGUCGGACAUUGACGAGAUUGCCGGUAUCAUCCUGGCCAAGGCCAGCAACCAGUUUCUCGACGCGGCACUCGAAGCUCGAUUGCGUACAAUCGAUGCGAAGCCGCUGAUCAAUGCUCUUGCGCGUGCUGAGCGGCUUGGCUACGAACCGGACGACAUUGUUGAAGAGCCCGUCAGUGGACAGGAACGGGUCAUCCCGCAGAACGUGCCAGAACCUCCGCCGCCAACGUCUGCACCAGCUCCGCCGCCUAUGAAGCAGUGUCGAAUGUGCAACCGGGUCUUUGACAAGGAGCCACCUUAUGUUUAUCACAACUCUACUGGCGCCUGCUCAAAAUACGAGACACGGAAUGAUGCUAUCCCGGCGCCAAAGCCUCCGGCAGCAAUGCCAUCGACAGCAUGGCCUUCGGCCACGAUGUCCCCGGAGCCGACAGCGCACGGUGCUGUAGGUGGUAAUUUUGGCCAGUCAAAGGAAAGUACCUUCCCGGCAGCACGAUCAACGGCCACUCCUGUCCGCACGAUUGAGUCUCAAACAGGUUCGCCGUCGGGUCCUGGAUUGAAAACGCCCACCUCCGACCCGUAUGCACACUUGUCCGAGGCACAGCUCGCGGCGCUGAACGAAGAGCUUCAAAAGGCAGAGAAGAUGUACACCGAAAAGUUCCGCGAAGCAGAAGAGAUUGCCGACCUGGCCGAGCGACAGACGAUCAUCGGCAAUCUAAAGAACUCGUUUGGCACGAGACAGUCCAUCAUCCGGAAAAAGUGGGGCGUACGGCUGCGUGAACGUCGCACCAAGGCCGAAAUUGAGGCGGAGAAGGCGCGCAUGGGCCUGCUGCGUGGCGCCAAAGACAGCUCGCCGACCACCGGUAGGUCGUAUGGCAGCCGUUCGACGCCCACCUCGUCGCAAGCCAACGGUACCAAUUACGAUUCCAUAAAGCGCAUGCGUACAGACGAUGGCUCGGGCUCGCAGCAUGGCACGGGCUCACGGGGCUCGUUUGACGCAUCGGAGCCCAAACGAAAAACUCCUACGCCGGCAUAUCACUUGCUUGAGACGCCCCGCGCGCAACCGCUGCCGCGACCCGUGGACAACGAUGACGACAACGCCAACAAUUCGGACUCGUCAUCCGACAACGACGACAUCCCGGCCCGGCUGCCCGACUCGGUGCGGCAGAGUUUGAGUGCGAGCCAGCGAUUGUAG